Molecule: messenger RNA, 1700 nt
Organism: Triticum aestivum (bread wheat)
Lineage: Eukaryota; Viridiplantae; Streptophyta; Magnoliopsida; Poales; Poaceae
Product: flavin-containing monooxygenase FMO GS-OX-like 8
Exons: 4
Coding region: 75-1562 (495 amino acids)
Molecular function (GO): flavin adenine dinucleotide binding; N,N-dimethylaniline monooxygenase activity; NADP binding
Source: RefSeq, a predicted model, not a curated record
UUCGCGCCAAGAACAGAUCAGACAGGCCGUUGCUCCACGCGACCACGCCUCCCCGUGACUUCUUGCCGAUCAACAUGGAUACGGUCUGCGGCAGCGAGCCGCCGCAGUCGAAGAAGGUGUGCGUCAUCGGGGCCGGCAUGGCCGGGCUGGCCGCGGCGCGCGAGCUGCGCCGGGAGGCCCACGACGUGACGGUGCUGGAGCAGAGCGGCGACGUAGGCGGGCAGUGGCUGUACGACCCGAGGACCGACGCCGCCGACCCGCUCGGCGUGGCGGCGCCGGUGAAGGUGCACAGCAGCAUAUACGCCUCGCUCCGGCUCAUCAGCCCCCGGCAGAGCACGGGCUUCACCGACUUCCCCUUCUGCCCCAAGAGCGGCCGCGACGACCGCCGCUUCCCGGGCCACCGCGAGGUGCACCUGUACCUCAAGGACUUCUGCAAUGCGUUCGGGCUCAUGGAGGCCGUGAGGCUCAACACCAGGGUCCUGCACGCCGCCAUGACGCCGGCGCGUCGGUGGGCGGUGAGAUCCAUGGACCUCGGGCUCGUGGAGUGCGAUGAUACGGACGAGAAGACGUUGGACGCGUACGUGGACGAGGUGUUCGACGCCGUCGUCGUCGCCACCGGCCACUACUCGCAGCCAAGAUUGCCAAGCAUCGAAGGCAUGGAGACGUGGCGGGGGAGGCAGAUGCACAGCCACUCGUACAGGGUGCCGGAGCCGUUCCGCGGCGAGGUGGUGGUGGUGGUCGGGUGCGGGGAGAGCGGCAAAGACAUCGCCAUGGAGAUCCGCGGCGUGGCCAAGGAGGUGUACCUCGUCGCCGGGUCCAUGGAGGCGGUCACCCCAGGCUUGUCCAAGGUGCUGGCCAAGCACAGCGCCAACCUCCAUCUCCGACUUGAGGUGGAGCGUCUGUGCGAGGACGGGCGGGUGGCGUUCAAGGACGGCGGCGGCUCCAGCUCCAGCAUCGCCGCCGACACCGUCAUCUACUGCACGGGGUACAGCUACUCGUUCCCGUUCCUGGAGACGGGCGGGGCGGUGGCCGUGGACGACAACCGCGUGGGCCCGCUGUUCGAGCACGUGUUCCCGCCGUCCCUGGCGCCGUCGCUCUCCUUCGUCGGCGUGCCGAGAAAGAUCUUCGCGCCCCGCUUCUUCGAGACCCAGGCCCGGUGGGUGGCGCAGGUGCUGUCCGGCAGGCGGGCGCUGCCGGCGGAGGAGGAGAUGCUUCGGUCCGUGGAGGAGUUCUACCGCGCCAGGGAGGCCGCCGGCGUGCCCCGCAAGUACACCCACGAGAUCGGCAGGCGGGAUAUCACGUACAUGGACGAUUUCGGGGAGAAGUACUGCGACUUCCCUCGCGUGGAGGGGUGGAAGCACGAGCUGCUCGUGUCGUCCGUGCGCGGCAUGAUUGAGAACCUCGAGACCUUCCGCGACGACUACAAGGACACCGGCUCCAUCCGUAGGGCUAUGCAGGAGUGGCAUCUCUCUUGUGUGCAAUGGCAAAGCUCGCCACCUAGUUGUUGCAGCUACACAGACGGUCGUCCCUGCCCAACUGGUCUCCAUCAACGAGCACAAUGAUUACAAAAUCACCAAUUAAGAAGUACUUUUUCAAAGAUCACUCCUACAGCCAGGUUGCGACAAGUGCCACGCCGCAUGUGCGCAGAAAGUUUUUCCUUUUUCCGGACAUCCGUUUAUUCAAAAUAUUUAUCUAUCAAA